ACCUUUGUGAAUCGCAAAAUCAGUAAAACCCACGGUUGAAACCAUGGUUUCUGCAAAAACCACCUUUGCGAAUUCGGGCCAUAAGGAUUCUACUUCUGCAGCAAUCAAUGAAGAUGGGUAUGGACCUACGUUAGUGGCAGAGGGACGCCUGACGGGUGGCGAUGUGAUGACAGUCUUCUUUUGCGUCAUGAUUGGGGGCUUGUCUCUUGGUAACAUUACUCCAUCGCUCUCAGCUAUCACCACAGCCAGGGGAGCCGCCGUCAUUCUCUUCGGCAUCAUUGAUGCUACACCAGAAAUCGAUGCUCGGUCCAGAAAAGGGGUCAUCCCUCCGAAGAUGACGGGCAACAUAGAGUUCAAAGGGGUGAAGUUCUCGUACCCCACCCGUUCCGAUGUACCGGUUUUGAAAGGGGUAGAUCUGAGUAUUAGGAAGGGGCAGACCGUAGCCUUGGUGGGGUCCAGCGGGUGCGGCAAGUCUACGAUCAUCAACCUCCUUCUCAGGUUCUAUGAUAAACUCUCUGGAAAGAUCUCAAUUGAUGGAAAUGAAAUCACCGAGAUUAACCUCCGCUGGUUGAGAGAGAACAUCGGUGUCGUGAGCCAGGAACCGAUCCUCUUCAACUGUUCCAUUGAAACCAACAUAUCGUACGGACGAGAUGGGGUCACCAAGGAGGAGAUCAUCCAGGCUGCCAAGAUGGCCAAUGCUCAUGACUUCAUCUCUAAACUGCCAAAGGGCUAUGAUACAAUGGUUGGUGAGCGUGGAGCUCAGCUGUCUGGUGGUCAGAAGCAGAGAGUAGCCAUCGCCAGAGCUCUGGUCAGAAAUCCGCCCAUCCUUCUACUGGACGAAGCUACCUCGGCCCUGGACAGGGAAAGUGAGAAGGUCGUUCAACAGGCUUUGGAUAAGGCCUCUGAAGGUCGCACAACCAUCGUAAUCGCUCAUCGACUGACCACCAUCAGGAAUGCCGACGUCAUCUACGCCUUCGAAGGCGGCAGAGUCGUGGAGUACGGUAAUCACGCCGAGUUGAUGAAAACAGAUGGAGUGUAUAAACAGCUUGUGACACUACAAACUCUCGAUGGGGCAGGUGAACCGUCCGAAAGUCUCAAAGAAAAGAUGGCAUCCAUCAGUUCACCUUCCCGCCAAAUGUCACGGCAGGCAUCCAGACAGGUCUCAAGACAAAUGUCCCGCCAAAUAUCGAACGCCAGUAGUGGAAAAGGAAGUCAAGUUGAUGAGGAGGACGAAAUAGAGGAGGAAGAUGUAGAACGAGCGAGUUACAUGGAGAUCUUGAAGCUGAAUAAGCCUGAAUGGCCAUACAUUGUAGUCGGGAUCCUCUUUGCCGCUGUACUAGGAAUUGCCUAUCCAGUGUUCGCUAUUCUAUUUAGCGAAGUCGUGGCGGUGUUUAGCCUCCCGCCGGACCAGAUAAAAGAAGAGGCAACCUUCUGGGGUCUGAUGUUCGUGGCCCUUGGUGGCUCCCUGUUCGUUGCUCAUACCAUGACCGGCAUAUGUUUUGCUGUAUCCGGGGAGGACCUGACCCUGCGGCUCAGACGUAAAGCUUUCUGGACCAUACUGCGUCAGGACAUUACUUACUUCGACCAACCUUCUCACAGCACCGGUGCAUUGGCAACAAGACUUUCAUCCGAUGCAUCCAACGUAAAAGGGGCAACGGGAGUUAGGUUAAGCACCGUCUUGCAGUCCUUAGUAACGAUGAUUGCUGCAAUGGCUAUAGGCUUCAUCUUUGGAUGGCAGCUAGCUCUCCUCAUCUUUGGUUGUCUUCCGUUGCUAUCAGCAACUGGAGCCAUUCAGAUGAAGGUACUUCAAGGAGCGCAGACCAGAGACAGGGCACUUAUCGAAGAAAGUGGAAAGAUCGCCGCAGAAUCGAUCGAAAAUGUCCGCACUGUUUCGGCUCUUAGUUUAGAAGACAGAAUGAUCAGGAAUUACACAGAGAAGUUGGAACAACCAUACAGACAAGGUAAAAUCAACAGCCAGAUGAUAGGUCUAGGGUUUGGUGUAUCCCAAGGAAUGAUCUUCUUCGUCUAUGCCGCAUCGUUCAGGCUAGGAGGUUAUCUGGUCUCCAUUGGCGAGAUGAGUGGAGAUGAUGUUUUCAAGGUUAUCUUUGGUGUGGCCUUUGCGGGAAUCUCCCUGGGUCGAGCUAUGGCUCUCCUUCCAGACUACGCCAAGGCUCGCCAUUCUGCAGAGAUAAUGCUUCAUCUCUUUGCUACCAAGCCACUCAUUGAUAACUACUCGACACAAGGAGAAAAACCAAAACAAGUGGAGGGGAAGAUUGAAUACAGUAAUCUCAAGUUUGCAUAUCCAACAAGAUCUGACGUCACUAUCCUCAAGGGACUUAAUCUAACCAUCAAACCAGGCCAGACUGUUGCUCUUGUAGGAGAGAGUGGAUGUGGAAAGAGUACUUUGGUAUCACUUCUAGAGAGAUUCUAUGAUCCAGAACAAGGCUCUGUGAGUGUUGACGGCAAAUCGAUCAAGGACCUCAACAUCCAGUGGCUUCGGGCAAACAUGGCGAUCGUGAGCCAAGAACCGACCCUCUUUGCCUGUUCUAUCGGGGAGAACAUCCAAUAUGGCGUCGACGAACCAAUGACCAAGGCGGAUAUCGAGAGGGUUGCCAAGAUGGCCAACAUCCAUGAUUUCAUUGCUUCUCUUCCUCUGGGUUAUGAUACUCUAGUAGGAGAGAAAGGAGCCCAGUUAUCUGGAGGUCAGAAACAGAGAGUAGCCAUCGCCAGAGCUCUGGCUAGGAAUCCACGGAUCCUACUCCUUGACGAAGCUACUUCAGCACUUGAUACAGAAAGUGAAAAGGUCGUCCAAGCAGCUCUUGACAACGCCAUGAAGGAUCGGACAUCCAUCGUCAUCGCUCACCGUCUCUCCACCAUCCAGAACGCCGACGUCAUUGCCGUCUUAAGAGAGGGUGUCGUCGUCGAGAGCGGUAGCCACCAAGAGCUCCUGAAGAAGAGGGGGCACUAUUACACCCUCACAGGGGGACUUGCUGCUGCCGAUGACGUCGAUGAGAAAAAAUCGAUGACGUCGUGAUUAAGUUUGAGUCUGUGUCGUUUGUAGUCUCAACAAAUUUGUUUUCGGGGUGAGGCUGUUAUAUAGGCCCUCUUGUAACAAACAGCCAAUCAGUCAAUUCGCAAAUUCACAAGAUUCAGGUCAGAAUCUUUCAAAACACUCCUCAAAUCUUACCUCAUUAAGCAGUCCUCUUAAUUCCAUAUCCUGUUCUCUCUCACUGUAUUUUGUUACUUCUUUUUUUUUUCUCUCUUUCCAAUGCGCUUAGAAACUGUUGUAUUAAGCGCUAUAUAAAUGUUAAUUAUUAUUAUUAUUAUUAUAGAAUAACCUCAAUGAAGCCAAAAUAAUUGCAGCUCACUUCAGUUCCUGAUAAAUUUUUCUUCAAUAUUAUUUUUAUGUAAUAUCAUUGAUUAUUUUUGUUAUUUUUAAUAUGAACUGUUACUUCGAUAUUGUUUAUUAAUUUUUUUGAACGUAAGUGACUAAAAUCUUAAUCUAAUAGAGCCAUGUUAUUUAGAUCCAUCUCAAGGGGGGGGGGGUCUUCAUAUCAGUGGUUGUGCCACAAUCAUAAGAGGGCGCAGUGAUUAAUUCAAUGUUUUCCGCGUACAACUUCCUCCACGAUUCGUCUCGCGCCUGCUUCUUGUUCAUAUAUUCCUGUCAUGACCCGAAGAGAAGCGUCGUUAAGAUUAAGAAAACAUUCGGGUCUAACGUACAAAAAGGUUGAUAAAUAGAUUUAAAAAAAUCUAUUUGGUGUAUUUUAUUUCUAUAUUUAUUUUCUUACAUACAUAUCAGAGAAACAUAAAUACAAAAUGAAUUACAAAAAUCAAUAUCCAAAUCAAUCAAGCUUACACUUUCAAAUUGGUAACAAUACAAAAAAAUAUACAAUAAAAAAUAUCAUUGAUAAAUCAAAACCUUUUUAAAAGUAAUUAAAGUAUAUAAAAAGUUGUCUAUGUAUGCCAAAAAGAAAGAAAAGAAAUGAAAAAAAAAGAGACCAGCUGAGAUUUAUUUAUUUGAUGGAACUGCCCAGUGAGUCGAAGUAAUACUGAAUUAAUCUUUAUUUGAGUAGUACAAAUUAUUUUGUUAAAAACAUUCGACUGCAGGUCAUGUUUACAAAAAAAGAAAACAUUAUCAUUUUUGUGUAUUGAUUAUUGUAUAUUGUAUCAUUGCCCCUUUAAAAACAGCUAUGCUGUAUGGGCUUUUAACCGUGGUGAAAUAAAUAAAUGAAUGAAUAAAUGAAA
Messenger RNA from Lytechinus pictus (painted urchin), 4245 nucleotides. RefSeq names its product ATP-dependent translocase ABCB1-like. Gene Ontology annotation, cellular component: membrane. The transcript has 18 exons. Lineage: Eukaryota; Metazoa; Echinodermata; Echinoidea; Temnopleuroida; Toxopneustidae. The record is from RefSeq and is a predicted model, not a curated record. Gene Ontology annotation, biological process: transmembrane transport. Bases 44 to 3034 code for a protein of 996 amino acids. Gene Ontology annotation, molecular function: ATP binding; ABC-type transporter activity; ATP hydrolysis activity.